This is a messenger RNA of Porites lobata, 3424 nucleotides long. Lineage: Eukaryota; Metazoa; Cnidaria; Anthozoa; Scleractinia; Poritidae. The record is from the annotation of a GenBank genome assembly.
AUGCUGAAGAUCUUCAUCCUUUUCACUUCACUUUACAUCAUCAGUACCAGUGGUAAAAAAAAGUCCAAUUCUAUGACGUUUCUAAAUAUGUUUUACUAAUUUAUGUCUAAUUCUUGUCUUUUUCAUAUACAAAAUCUGCACAGUAAUUUUUAGGGAGUUAUUAUAACUCCAAAAUGGAGCAAAAAUUUUAGGUACAGGAUAACCCGUUUUUUGGGGUUACUUUAACUCCUAAUUUAACUCCAAAUUUGGGGUCAUUUUUACUCCUGAAAAAGAGUUCUUUUUACUCCCAGUCUGGAGUUAAAAUAACUCCGAAAAUGGGGUUAUUUUUACUCCUUACAUGGGUUGUUUUUACUCUUUUUGGAAUUACUUUAACUCUGAAAGUGGAGUAAAAAUUUUAGGUACAGGAUAACUCCCUUUUUGGGGUUAUUUUAACUCCUCGAUAUCUGGGGUCAUUUUUACUCCUGAAAAAGAGUUCUUUAAACUCCUUUUUGGAGUUGAAGUGACUUCCCAAAAAAUAACUCCACUGUAAGGAGUUAAAUUAACCCCACUAGAGGAGUUAUUAUAACUCCUUAAAAAUUACUGUGUGAUAAGCGACAUUUUUGCGCAUGUAGUAUAGUAAGAAACUGUUAGAUCCCUUUUUUACGCAGGAUUCUCAUCAACUUGCACACGACUAUAUUAACGCCGAUGACGUCACGGCCUUUUUAAUGACAAUAGGUUGUCUGCGUUGGAUAAUGGAAUCGGCAAGAUAUAGAACUUGCAUGAUGAUGUUACGACUCAUUGAAUUUUAAGUCACAGUUGAAUUAGCGCUUAUUCCUUCUACAAUCAACAAAUGAAUACUUUUGUAAGUUUUUAGUCUAACAAUAGAAUAGACCUAUCUAUAACUUAUGUAAAUGAGAUUGCACCGCAUUGUAUCAACGGGAUAAAGACAAGAGGCCGUGACGCUACAGGCACUAAUUCUUUCACUGCCACUGUGGACAAAAUCCUGCGGUGUGACCAUUCAAAUGAAACCUCUUUGUCAGUACUUUCACAUUAUGUUAUUUAUCGUAUUUUACAGCAUUUUACCAAAAUAUAAUUGGAGAUUUUGUUGAAAUUUGACUUUGGCCACUUUUGGCAGUGAAAGGGUUAAUUAUUCUUGCGCAAGUUAGUAAGAUUCCUGCGCAAGAUAUGGGGUUCAACUGGUCGUUACUAUACUACUCACAUGAUCUUGCACAAGUUAUAAAUAGGGAAUACGACAAUUAAGCUUAAUUUCUCUUCUAUUUCAGCUGAUUCAACCCCUUGUAACAAAGACAUUGGAAUCCUUAUCGACACGUCACUAAGUAUUCCUCAAACGAAACUUGAGGUUUUAUUGGAAACGUUUUUAAAGCCAUUCUAUGCCAAGUUCGAAAUAUCAGCGCAAAAAACCCAGUUUGGUUUGAUAACCUUCGACAAAUACAGUCGUUUGAGGUUCACGUUGGCAGAAAACAUCACUACUAUUGAACCAGUUAGACGGUUCAUAACACGAAUCGACCUAGCCCUUUUACAAGCCAAAAACGAGCUGUUUACUUUAAGUGCCGGAGACAGAGAAGAUAAGCAAAAUGUGUUACUCGUGUUCACGGAUGGGAGGCCUUUUCCACCAGAAACGUUCAUUCUUUUCAACAAAUCUUUACCUUUUUUAAGGGUAAGAUAUGUGAUUUUUCUUCUCGAAAGAAACCAACCAACCAAACAGCCGCAUCACGUGAACAAACUAACCUAAAAACAUAUACAUGGGCCACUUGCACUAAGAGGUCACGUGACCAAUGCUUCCUUUAAACAAUGAGUUGGAAUCUUGGUGAUGCCAAAAAUUGACAGAGCACAUAAAAUGUAUCUUACACCCGAAAUUUGAGAGGAUACGCACUUUAGACAGAUAUUUUAUGACACUUUGAUUUUUCAACAAAGUAUUAUGAUUUGUUUUGGCCGCCAUGUUGGAGGUCAUACUAUUGCCUUCCAACAUGGCGGCCAAAACCACUUUUUGCUUAUAUCCUGUUAAACGUUUGAUAGUUACGCUCAGAUGUGCUGUAAACGUUACCACAUCAUCUUUUCAAAAUGUUCCUUGAAGUUUAAGUGCAAAAUUUGUGUUCAGAAAGAUGCAAUUCAUAAUUUUAAAAAUCACGUUUUGGUCACGUGACCAGCUACGAACUUACUCAUUUUAAGAAAAUGGUGCAGGUUUGAAAAACCGAAAUCCUUAUUAUUUUGUUUAAGAUAUGACCCAUUAAUCGUUUUUCGAAAGCAAAAUCAUGUAACUUUCAUUUUCAUAAACACAAUGUCACAUGACCUCUUAGGGCAUAUGGCCUAUUACAAUGUCUCUAUUUAAAAAGGCUUUUAUAUUUGUUAGAGGACCUAAAAUGGCUAGACGCUUUUUAUGACUGUGAAAAAGUUUUAAAAAAACUUAUGGUUUAGUGAUGUAUGUGAAAUUUGUCAUUAGAAGGUAUACCAAAGGGAUACCUUUUCUGUUAAAAGGGAUACAUGUAUGUCAAAAGAAAAGGGGUAGACUUUAGGGCGUAGCCUGCAAGUAUCAAGCUGUGUUGAGUGCCUCUCCUCGUCCAGGUGACAAUAAUACCUACUUUCUGUGAUUAUGUAGAGUGAAUAGUUAAAAUUGAAGGCACCACUUCUAAUUUCGGUUUUUUUUUUCGCAGGCGCAAAACGUUAGUAUUGUUGCUGUCGGUUAUGGAGUAGAAGCUAACAUUAAUACAACAGUGCUUAAGGAAAUAGGAGGAGACAAUGUAUUAAUCAUGUAUGAAGACAAAACCUUAGGAUAUGCACCCUUUGUCGAUCCAAUAAAGAAACUGGUUUGCAGUAAGUCAAUAUUUUCUCAAGUCAGUUGCCUUCCUUAUAAUUGAUUUCACUUCUAGUUCUUGGUUAUGAUUAUUAUAAUUAUUACGAUUAUGAUUAAGAUUAUUAUUUUAUCACUAUCAUUGUUAUCAUCAUCAUCAUCGUUAUCGUCGUCAUCUUUCACAUCAUCAUCAUCACAGUAUCAUUAUACUGUAUCGUCAUCGUUAUUAUUGCAAUUAGAAAAUGGAGUAUGUAUGCCAUCGUUAAACUUUAUCGGUAUGAUUUUCAAGUUAUAAUCCCUGGGAGGCGGAGUAAGGACAAGCUUUGAGUUCAGAAUCAGCUUGAGGCGUCUAUUCUUGUUAUUACUAUUUCUGUUAUUAUUAUUAUUAUUAUUAUUAUUAUUGUUAUUGUUAUUAUUAUUAUUAUUAUUAGUAUUAUUAUUAUUAUUAUUAUUUUAUUUCUUACUAUAGGCGACCUGACAUCGACCCAUGUUAAUCCGCAGUUGUCCGAAUGGAGUCAGUGUAGUGUUACUUGUGGCUCUGGAACACAGUCACGCAAUACACCCUGCAUAAAUGGAAUUUGUUCUGAAACUCGAGCUUGUGAACAGGACCCUUGCCUUAAUGGUGAGUGUGAAAUU